This is a messenger RNA of Mitosporidium daphniae, 438 nucleotides long. RefSeq lists its product as uncharacterized. Bases 1 to 438 code for a protein of 145 amino acids. The transcript has 2 exons. The record is from RefSeq and is a predicted model, not a curated record. NCBI's taxonomy places the organism in Eukaryota, Fungi, Microsporidia.
AUGCUUUUGCGUGUAGAUGGUAUUCUUUCGGCCUCGUCCAAAAAGCAGGACAAAUCUUCUGGUGAUUCCGGCGCUGCUGCCUUUGCAGAUGAAGUAUCACAUGCCCUUGUUAACUUUAGGAAUAACUUUAUAACUGUCAAUAAAUUUACCGGGAUCGUUGUGGGCGCUGUUUUGUUGCGCUUUUGGCAGCAAGAUCAGCGUGGUGGCGACAGGUGCCAAGAAAGGUUUUCAAUUAUGCCAGCAUUUCGCAGCAUGGCAAAACUUGUCAAUCCAAACACGGAUGGUAUCCAUCAUACCCUAGCCAUUUCGGUGGCCUUUUUGAGUUCAAGACGAGGAGAAUGCAUUUCUUUGCCUGUCCCUGCAUUUCACUGGCGUGAUAACCAUUCGUCAAUGGCAACAUUUAGUGGCAAAAUUUGCGAGAAUCGGCCAGCAUUGUAA